AUGAGUCGCGAAAACUGCCAAUCCACCGACAAGGCCAAGAAGAAAAGUGGCAUGGCUCGGUGGCUAUCACAAUUCAAGUCGUGGGUUGCGGUGAGUGAGCCAUCAGGCCAAGCGUUUGAGCAGCACCGCAAGGAUAUGUUCAAGAACAACGGAGUCCUGCCCCGCGACCCAGACGCAAGCAUGAAGCUGCACGUCCCCCCAACAAGAAUACCGGAGGAGGCAAUAAAGCCAUCCGGCCUCGGCCCGGAUCCUGAGGACCUCGCGGCAGCGAGGAGAAGAAACCGUCAAGCUUGUGCCGGCUCAUCUGCCUCUCGCAGCGUCCAGUCGUACUCGACCACCUCAUCAAGGCCCGGCUGGAGGCCAGAGCUGGGAGCGCAGUCGCCCCGUUCUCCAGGAUGA
Messenger RNA from Diaporthe batatas, 399 nucleotides. RefSeq lists its product as uncharacterized. NCBI's taxonomy places the organism in Eukaryota, Fungi, Ascomycota, Sordariomycetes, Diaporthales, Diaporthaceae. The record is from RefSeq and is a predicted model, not a curated record. The transcript has 2 exons. Bases 1 to 399 code for a protein of 132 amino acids.